CCCGCGCACGGCUCUUCUUGGCGCACGAGCCGGCGUUGAUGCGCGGCCAACCACCUCACAACAAAGCGCGUCGACUCCAACGCCCAUGGGGUGAAAGGCCAACGACGGGCUGCUCGAUUUUUCCUCUUGCUAUAACUUAUAAUUGAAUUCUUGCACCAUCUCUUCUCCACCUCAACUUUCUUGCGCGACGAAUUCCCGCGACGUUCUAUCUCCAUUUCACCACGCGACGCUGCUCAUGUUGUCGCAUACGCGCUGGAAACUCACAGAGUUCGAAUGUCGGCCCCCAUGAGCGACAAUGCAGACUCUACAGGCUUCGUGUUGCCAGAGCUCUCCGAAAGGGACUUGAGCGAUCAAGCUGUGGAAAUUCUCUACGACAUAGUGCAGCGCACUCAAUUAUCAUCAGAUCGUACCGAAGAUGCCCUCUACAAUGCCUGCGAUGAGUUACUCGACGAGAGGAGGCGGACACGUGGAUAUCGCGGUGAAGACGUUGGUGUGGACGUUCUGUACAAGUUCUUGAGACUCAUGCAGGAUAGAAAAAAAAGAGGGGAGAGUCUUGUUCAGCGAUAUCAACGGGUGAUGCAAGAGAUAGGUGUCACCAUCGACGUGGACGAAAAUGGAGACGGUGUUGACGUCACUACCCCGUUUCGCAUAGCAACGAGAGAUGCGCUCGCUGAAGAACCAGAGCCUCUGCCACGCAAAAGGUUGCAUCUUGAACGUGGGAGGCACGCGAGCUUCGAUUCGUUUCUGGAUGGUAGCGCGGACAAGAUUGCAGGGCCCACGGAUACCGGUCAUUUAAGACGAGGCUCGGAUGGCACCACAGCAAACGAGGUUUUGGAGGCGAGGGCGCUAUCGCAGCAUCAAGGUAGUCUUCCAAUUCGCACAAGGAAAGAUGGGAUUGCGGCCGACACGCGUCGGGUGUCUUCCGGUCAACAUGGACCGCCUCCCAAAUCUGCCGGCUCCCUGGAUGGUAACGACAGUCUGCGCAUUCGGCGCUCUGUUCAGGGCCCACCAUCCGCAUACGAUACUGAAAGUGAAAGUACAUCCGAAUUCGAUUUUUCUCGUGUUCAGAUACCGGGCGUCAAUUCCCCCAUCCCAAACGUACCUCAUUCACAAAUGCAAUCCUACGCACCGGAAGCGUUUCGCCCUUCUGACACUCGUUUAUUGGAUGACGCUGAAAUGUUCGCAAACCGACGACUCCGUGCUCUUCUCCGAAGAUGCAUUGAAUGUUGGCGGGAACGGACGCAAGAGCAGAUCAAGAGGAACGAAGACAUGGAUCGUGAUGCGGUUGCACUCGAUCGUAGGAGGCUUCUGAAAGACUCCAUGGGUGACAUGCGUGUUGGAUCUGUUCAAAGGCGCAACGCUCGGGAGACGGAUCGAUUUUUUCAGAAAUUUGAAGCUCGCGCCGACAAAGCCAGAGACCUGUUCCUGCUGACUAAGUCGUUCACUCAUUGGGCGAAAAGCGCAGAAGAGGAGGUUCAAAGGACAUCUGUUGCACGUCGUCAUAUCCUUCGAACCCGGUUCUUCAACGGCUGGCGAGAGAUUACAGCCAUCAAUGAACUCAAGAUUCAACACUUCAUUUUGGGACGGUUCCUCAAGAAGUGGUGUCGACGAAUGGACGAAGUCACAUACCGCCAGGAAUUCGCUGGAAAUAUGUACAAUGAGAAACUGGCACGCAGGGUUUACAGAGACUGGUUCUUCAGGUACUGUGAAGGACUUGCUCCGGUGUGGCGUGAGGUCCGGAUAAGGCGAGCCAUAUUCCAGAGAUGGCACGAAAUUGUCACUCUUCUUCGAGACAGGGACAAGGGGGCCACAGAUCGCAAAGAGCGGCAGUUGCUGCGUCGAUCGCUAGAUGUUUGGAAAAAUAAAGUCGUCACAGUUCAACUUCUAGAGCCCGAAGGCGAUCGAUUCCGACGAAGAUCAAUGCUACAGAACACGGUCUCCACUCUACGCAGGCACUCCCAAUUCGCGCCUCUCCUCGAUCAGUUUCAGACCCAAUCAAACACGCAUCUUGCUGCGAGAUUCCUCACAUUAUGGAGACGCCACACGAUACUCUCCCAACAAGCCAAGGCAGCUGACCAGAUGCGGCUUCUACGUAAUGCAUGGACUGCUUGGAACGAUCGUUUGCGCAUAAAAGCCUUGGAAGAACGCAUCAAUGAUCGCGUGCUCGUGGAAGCCAUGUACAGAUGGGCGCUUGCGUCUCGCGUCUCGCUCAUUCAGCGCGUACACAGUCAGACUACCAAACAGUCUGCCUUUCUCACUUGGGUCACUCGAACCGAUGAACGCCGCAAUACCCUCGAUGGUGCUGAACGAAGGUUUGCCCAGUUCAAACGAGCGCAACUUCUACGCAUCACGCUUCGCAAGUUAGAAGUAGCCACCGCUGAGAAGAGAGCCGAAGAGUUCGCCAUCAAAGCUCAGUAUGAGCAAAGGCUCAAGCAACAAUUCUUGGAUAAGCUUAAACAGAAAAACAGCCAUUUUGGUCAAUUGAAUAGAUGGGCUGAGGAUGCGAGGUUCUUCGUAUAUACUACACGAACACUCAAAACCUGGAGCGCCGCCACCCAGCAUGCUCGCAGAGUUCGGAGGCGCGACGCAUAUUCUCAGAUGAGGAGGAGGGUGAAGAUGAAUCUUGUCAAGAAAGCAUUUGCUUCGUGGAGAGCAAAGACUGAUGUUUGGAGAGAGAAAGAGACACAGGCAAACGAAAUCGCGAGGAACCGGACACUAGACCUUGCGGCCACCCUACUAUCGCACAUAUACAACCGGGCGACAGCCCUUCGCACCGCGGAUGCAGAAGCUCAACAGCACUACGUAGCCAGACUCAAAUACCACUAUCUAAACACCUGGACUGAUCGGAUCGUUGCCAUCCAAGCCAAGGACGAACUGGCAGUCGCGCUACGCCAGGAGAAUACCGAGGUAGCAGGCCUUUUGGCGCUCAAAAAACUUGGUUGGCGCCUUUGGAAUAUACAGAGACAAGAGGAGAAUGCCGUUGCGUUGUACCAGAGGAAUUUCGAGAAACACCAGAGGACCAUGAUCAAAUACUGGUAUGGACGGGCCAUGGAACUCAGGGCUGCUCGGCCCACCAGUCCAACGCCGUCAAGACGCACACGAGGUGGAAGAGGCAAUGAAGGCAGCGGGAGUGCAAGUGGCAGCGGCCCCCGACCGACUAUAAGUCCAGACAACGACGAAAAUGAGGCAAACAGAGAAGGCCCUCACGACCCCGACGCCGAUACCUCCACGCCCUUCUCCGACGCAGGCUCCGAAACCCAACGCCUCGAGUCCUGGACCGCCUUCGACGAAAACGCCCUGGGCUUGGACAAUCUGGACCUCUCGCUCUCCUUCUCACCGCCCCCGGCACCCCCAGCAUCCCUUCAGCCCCAAAGCCUAUCAGUCCCACCAACACCCGUCGCUCCCCAGUCCACCCGCCGCGUCCCCAUGUCUUCCUCCUCCCGCCGCCCCCAGCCCCCCGCACGACGACCCAUCACCUUCCUCCCGCAACCGCCUCGCUCCAUCCUACGCACCCGCGCUGCUCCCGAAGAUCUCGCCUUCGACGACCCCUCGCUGUUCCUCACGUCCACGCCCAUGCCGCCGCCCUCCGCGAAACCGGGCUACCUCAAGACACCCAGCAAGCGCAGCGUUGUGCGGAACAAGCGUUCAGAACACCAGCACCCGUUCCUCCCGCCGAGCCCCGAGAAGCGCGGCAUUGGACGUGUAGGCGGCGGCCGAGGCGUGGCGGGAUCCAUGAGCGCGCCGCCCGUGCCUGUCAACAGGGAGCGAUUGUUUGGAAUUGGUCGGGGUGGAGGGGAGGAGGGUGCGGAAGAUAAAGUGACGAGUUUUGAACAGCGGCUUGUACUUGGUGGUGUUUUGAAUAGCAAGGCCGGUGGGAAAGGAGGCAAUGCGACCAGAGGGAGAGAGCGGGUUGUUGGGUUUGGAGAUGUCAGUCAUUUCGGAUGA
Periconia digitata is the source of this 3945-nucleotide messenger RNA. The record is from the annotation of a GenBank genome assembly. Lineage: Eukaryota; Fungi; Ascomycota; Dothideomycetes; Pleosporales; Periconiaceae.